Messenger RNA from Suillus discolor, 1514 nucleotides. RefSeq lists its product as uncharacterized. NCBI's taxonomy places the organism in Eukaryota, Fungi, Basidiomycota, Agaricomycetes, Boletales, Suillaceae. The transcript has 7 exons. The record is from RefSeq and is a predicted model, not a curated record. The coding region runs from base 375 to 1313 and encodes 312 amino acids.
GUCUUUCGACGCCCCGCUAGCUCUGACGACUAUCUGCAUUUCUAAGUUGCUUGUAGUUCAGCUAGAUUUUGCACCUCCGGACCCAUCGAUACCGCACCAUCGUCAAACGGUAGUUCGGCAUUGCUAUUAUCGACAUGAAUUGUCGAUGCCAUUGUGGCCCCAUCGGCCCUGGUUACUACCGAAUGACAUUAUGAGCGUGACGUAGUGAGUAUAAAAUUAUUCAUGUGAUCCACGCGCUGCUUUCUGUUAUAGGAGUGCCGCGUGAACAGUUUCGGCUGCCCUGCAUACGCGUCUAAAAGGCUUGCAUUGACACAGUACCCACCGUACUAUUCUUUCCUUGAAUUCCACCACUUUUCGAAAAUCCUUCGUUCACCAUGGGUCACGUCUGGUCAGCGUACAUUCGCGAGAUUUUUCCUCCUUCAACAAACUUUUACGCGUCUGAUGUCCCAGACAUGUCUGGAAAGGUUGUUCUCGUCACCGGUGCUAAUACAGGGAUAGGCAAGGAGACCGCCAGAGUCCUCCUCACAAAAAACGCCAAGGUUUAUGUUGCUUGUCGCGACAAGGCCAAGGGUGAAGCUGCUAUUCGCGAACUCAAGGAGAGCACCGGAAAAGAAGCUUGUUUCUUGCAACUCAACUUAGCAAACUUGAAGUCUGUCAAGGCUUCCGGAGAAGAGUUUCUGCGGAGAGAACCCGUACUGCACGUCCUAUUCAACAAUGCUGGGGUAAUGACUCCUCCUAAAGAGAUGUUGACGGACGACGGUUAUGAUCUUCAAUUUGGGACGAAUGUCCUUGGUCACUUCUACUUCACGAAAAUGAUCAUGCCAGCACUUCUAACGGGUGUCGCGCAGUCACCUGCCGGAACUGUACGCGUUGUGAACACGGCUUCUAACGCCCACUGGUUCGGUAGUCUAAACUACAAUACGUUCAGGGACUCUCCCGCCAGGAAAAAGCAGAGCAUCAUGAAUCUCUACGGUCAAAGCAAAAUGGGCAACGUCUUAUUUGCGGCUGAGCUAGCUAGACGAUAUGGCGACCAGGGUAUAGUCUCGAUAGCACUCAACCCUGGUGGUAUCAGGACAGAGCUUAGCCGCUAUUAUGACUUCUUUUCCAAACUGAUGAGCGAUAUAUUCUUCCAUGAUGUAUCAUUUGGCGCGCUCACGCAGUUAUACGCUGGAACCACUGCAGAAGGAGCGAAUCUUAACGGAAAGUAUCUCAUUCCUUGGGCACGCAUUGGGAACACACAUCCAGAGGGGCAGGAUCCACAGCAGGCUUCAGAGCUAUGGAACUGGUUUGAGGAGCAAGUCAAGGACCUUUAGAUUCGAUUGAUUCGAUUGAUCGUGUCGGUAUUAUAUGGUUGUAUAAUUCCCUUCAACGUUUUAACACAAAGCCUAGGGGUAUAUUGGUUUAUGUAUUCAUCGCUUGGUUGGAGUCGAUAUUCAUGCUGGAGGCGGUCACUCGAUCUUGAGUCGAGUGUUCUAUAUCAUGACAAAUGACUUUUUUUUCAUUCUCGAGGACGU